Messenger RNA from Striga hermonthica, 340 nucleotides. Lineage: Eukaryota; Viridiplantae; Streptophyta; Magnoliopsida; Lamiales; Orobanchaceae. The record is from the annotation of a GenBank genome assembly.
GAUCAGGGAUAAGACCCGCUCCAAUCCUCUGCUUAGGCAGACCGAUACCUAUGGGGUCCCUUCGAUCUGUCCUUUAGAAGGCCUUUUCUGUUCCAUACCUUCCUGGCACUUUCAUCCAGUGAAAGAAAGACGUAUUCUUUCUUUCCUGGUAGGGGACUGCAGAAGCUUUGGCAGUUUACCAUGGCUUGAUGUUCUAGUUGUCAUGCUAAAGCCGUUGAUAGCUACUUCGCUUGACGAGCUAAGUAGAAAGACGGAGAUGAAGGCGUCAUUUGCUGUUAAGGGAGGAAAACAGUCCAAGAACGGCUGGUUUCUUGGCAGCCACCACCAUCAAAUGUGGUGA